Molecule: messenger RNA, 1393 nt
Organism: Patella vulgata (common limpet)
Lineage: Eukaryota; Metazoa; Mollusca; Gastropoda; Patellidae
Product: cytochrome c1, heme protein, mitochondrial
Exons: 8
Coding region: 85-996 (303 amino acids)
Biological process (GO): mitochondrial electron transport, ubiquinol to cytochrome c
Molecular function (GO): electron transfer activity; heme binding
Source: RefSeq, a predicted model, not a curated record
CCUGACGAUCGAGUCUGUUUGGGUUACCACAGUUCCACAUAUCCGUUAUACCUCCGACCCUUCCAGCUCGGGUUGAAAAUCAACAUGGCUGCCAUUGUGGGCAGAAGUUCAAGACAAGCUCUUUUACGAGCUAGAUCAAGUAUUUCUUGUCAAAAUGCAGGUUUUGUAACUUUUAAGAAUCAGAGUACAGGCAGAAAAAUUGCUUUAGCAGCUGCUGGAAUAGUAACCACAGGAGGUAUAGGAUUAGCAGUUGCUCUAAAUCAAUCUGUUCUGGCAGGUGAAUUAGAAUUGCACCCUCCAAAAUAUCCAUGGAAUCAUUCAGGCUAUUUGGAUGCAUUAGAUGUUACUAGUGUACGGCGAGGUUAUUUCGUUUACAAACAAGUAUGUGCAGCCUGUCAUAGUAUGAACUAUAUGUAUUAUCGUAAUUUAGUAGAUGCUUUCAUGACAGAAGAUGAGGCUAAGGCUGAAGCAGCAGAAGUUCAAGUAGUAGAUGGACCAGACGAGGAAGGUAAAAUGUUUGAAAGACCUGGUAAAUUAGCAGAUAAAUUCCCUAACCCGUAUGCUAACCCAGAAGCAGCGAGAGCUGCGAACAACGGUGCCCUACCUCCUGAUCUAACGUUUAUUGUUCCUGCUAGACACGGUGGAGAGGACUAUAUUUUCUCUCUGUUGACUGGUUACUGUGAUCCACCUGCAGGAAUAACUGUCAAAGAUGAUGUACAUUAUAACCCGUACUUCCCAGGAGGCACUAUAGGCAUGGCUCAGGCUCUUUAUAAUGAAAUUAUUGAAUAUGAAGAUGGUACUCCUGCCACUCAGAGUCAGUUAGCUAAAGAUGUUUCUACAUUUUUGAGGUGGACUAGUGAAAUUGAACAUGAUACAAGAAAGAAAACUGCUAUAAAGACCCUAUCUAUAUUAACUUUAUUGAUGGUAAUAACAUACUACUUCAAACGUCAUAGGUGGACAGUACUAAAGAGUAGAAAAUUAACAAGCCAGAAAUGAUAAGGACAGUGCUAUUAAUUAUUUAUGGAUGACAGAUAUCUCAACACCACAUUUUGUUUAAUAAAAUUGACAUGGAAAAAGAUCAAAGCUGUUAGUCUUGUAUAAAAAUCAACAUUGUUGUAUAUGUGUGUGAAGACUGUAGUGAGAGACUAUAUUGGUUUCAUGAAUAUUACCAUCAUUUUAUUAACUUAAUUCAAUAAAAGUUACUGGUUAUUAUAGAGAAAUUUAAAUGUUGUAUUAUUUCAACAAGUUACUGCAAGAUUUUUAGAUAGACAAACAUCAUUACUCAGAAAAAGAACAGUGGCAUUGUUUUAUGUUACAUCCACUUAAAUGUCAAACAUAAAUAUGAUGUCUUGUGUUCCCAUUUCUUAUAAGAAUUAAAAGUUUUAUUAUUUAA